AUGCCACAGGCAUUUACACACUUGAUUGACUUUGGCUUGCCAAAACCGACGUUCACUGCAUCUUUCUACGUUAUUUACGAUUAUAUAUACUUAUCGAUACACAACCCUGGGGGAGCCAAAGGAGUGUUUGAUGGUUUCGAGGUCCUCAUGAAGACCGGUGUCCUCGACUCUGAAACUCCCUGGCGUUCAGUGGUCAACCUUACUGCUCAAAGGCCGACAACGUAUUCAAGGUCACUGAGUCCGUUAACAGCACAUGCACUGACGGUACGUGGACUCAAGCGGCCCAAUACAUUCAGCGAGAUGGCAGACCCAGUGACAUUUAGAGGAAUGGAUCGAGAUAAGAGUACUCCGCGAAAUGUGAGACUUGAAGCAAUCGACUCGCAUACGGUGCACAUGACAUGGGAUCCGCCAGCUGAAUUCUACGAUGGCAUUACCGACUACAUCAUCUUUUGGUUGAUCAAUGAAGAAUCCCAGGACUCCAUCAAAGUCCCCCCAACUGGCUUCUAUAACUUCACCGGAUUGGAGCCAGGACAAAACGUUUCUGCCUCUGUUUGUGCACACAGUCAACUGAAAUCUUCGCCGAACUUUGAAUACAUCGGUGUUUAUAGUGCUUUAAAGACAACAACCACACCAGAGAUGAAAGGAGGAGAUAAUAAGGAAAAUGUCCUGUUUCGGCUAGACGAGGAAGGCGCAGUUGUCACGACUGGGGGAACUACAUCAACACCUGUAGUAGCAAAGACGUACAAACCUACACAGACCCCCUUACUUGGCGCAUCUACUUCCACCGGCUCCUCUUCCAUCGGAUCUACCACCAUUGCCUUGUUCACUUCCAUGUUGACGGUUCUUGGAGGAGCUUUUUCCUAA
This is a messenger RNA of Echinococcus granulosus, 864 nucleotides long. RefSeq names its product Oncosphere antigen A. The record is from RefSeq and is a predicted model, not a curated record. Bases 1 to 864 code for a protein of 287 amino acids. The transcript is spliced from 4 exons. Lineage: Eukaryota; Metazoa; Platyhelminthes; Cestoda; Cyclophyllidea; Taeniidae. Gene Ontology annotation, molecular function: protein binding.